AAUAUUUGUUUCAGACCACCAGACCCAACCCAUCUCCUACAACCAUCUGUCUCUCGGUGUGUUCUGUUCUGUGAUCCUCUCUCUCUCUACAAACCUAAAAUCUCGGGACUUUCGAUCUCAGGGGAAGAGGAUCGUGAAAGAGAGGACUCGCGAUGACGAUUGGUGCGACGCUUCUCGAAUCGAAUAAGGCUAAAUGCUAUGCUCCGAGCUUCAUCACCGUCAAUCUCUGUCUUGCUCUUAUCGAUGGCGCUCUCGCUUUCAUCGCAUUCCUUCAGUUAACUCGGUUUCACCGGCGGGAUAAACGAGUUGGGUGGACACGACAAAAAGUGCUUCAUCUUAUGAUUGGCUCCUCAAACACUGGUUCUCUCAUCUAUUUCGUGGCUGCCAUUAUAGCAACGUGCACAAGGUGGCAUCAUUGGUCCACCGCUUUAGGUUUUCUGCUUAUGGCGUUUCCCAAAAUUCUGUUUCUUGCAACUUUUCUCCUGCUCCUCUCUUUCUGGGUAGAUGUUUGCCAUCAGGGAAAUGGAGAAGAGGAAGAUGAGGAUGAUGAAGAAAGCAACAGCAUCCAGCAAGGGUUGCUUGAAAAAACCAAGAUCAAACCAGGCUCUUCGAGUGCAAGUGACCGCAGAAAGUGUUGCUCUUUCCAUGGGAUUCAUCUCGGCACUAGGCAGAAGUUUGUUGUUGCGGCGGUUGUUCUUGUGUUCAUCUUGAUGAUAUCAUUUGCUAUCCUUAUCUGGAUUGCUUCCGGUGAUAACUCUGCUGAUCCUUCACUAUUGGCUGAGGUGUAUGUAGAUAUUUUCGCUUCAAUAAUCCUAAUCACAGGAGGAGGAAUAUGUUUCUAUGGAAUGCGUCUGCUCUUUAAUCUAAGGAAGGUAAGGUCCGAACAAGUUUCAGCAGAGAUGAGAAAGGUAUCAGGUUUAGCAGGCGUCUCAGUUGUAUGCUUCACCGUCAGCUCUUUACUCGCUCUUCUCACACACAUUCCGCUUUUCUAUCAUUGGAACCCAAGCAAACUACACGGUGUCAAGGCAUUGGUUCUUAUGAUCAUAUACUAUUUCAUAGGUUCGACCGUACCGUUGGCUUUUGUUUUAUGGGUUCUGCGGGAGUUACCUCCUCAAGAGAUUGUGAGUAGACGUGAAGAACAGAGAAGAAUCACUUAUGUCAACUAUGAAAGUGUUGCAAGGCAGACUCAGCAGCAGCAGUGGACUGCCACAACCGUUUCUAAGAACCAGGUUUCGAAGGCAAGUCCAAUAUGAACCCAAAUAAACAUAUAUCAUAGUUUGAUAGCAUGGAGUGAAAAUCCGCCAAUGUUCCUCUCUUGUUACCCGGGAAAAGAAAAAAAAAACCUCGUGGAGUUGCGUGAUAGUUGUAGACCAAACAAAGGUGUGUCGUGGUAGAAGGAAACGAAAGUAGAAACAACUCAGUUUUCUUCUAUCUCUCUCUCUUUCUUGGAAGACAACAGUUUGUUUAUAAAAAAGAUAGAAUGGAGGUCCUGUAAAUAUUUUUUCUUUGAACGACAGAUUCUUUAUUUUUUAGUUUUAGUUGCAUGAAAUGUGAUCUUGUGGAUACAUAUCUUUUACUUAUUUCAGUAAGAAAAUCUGAUCUCCCUUGUUAAA
Messenger RNA from Raphanus sativus (radish), 1613 nucleotides. RefSeq names its product tobamovirus multiplication protein 1. The coding region runs from base 153 to 1253 and encodes 366 amino acids. The transcript is spliced from 13 exons. NCBI's taxonomy places the organism in Eukaryota, Viridiplantae, Streptophyta, Magnoliopsida, Brassicales, Brassicaceae. The record is from RefSeq and is a predicted model, not a curated record.